Messenger RNA from Drosophila santomea, 3861 nucleotides. It is a transcript of the gene Sirt1, whose product is annotated as NAD-dependent histone deacetylase sirtuin-1. Gene Ontology annotation, molecular function: NAD+ binding. The coding region runs from base 445 to 2931 and encodes 828 amino acids. The transcript has 2 exons. The record is from RefSeq and is a predicted model, not a curated record. Lineage: Eukaryota; Metazoa; Arthropoda; Insecta; Diptera; Drosophilidae.
UCCCACCCGAAUCACGUCCACUAGCGCACAUACACACACAGGCGCAGCUACGUGUGCCAUCUUGCUUUUUUCAUCGGAAAAUUUUCCAGAAAUUACGCUCGAAAAUUACGAAAAAAUCGCGACCAAAUGGUUUCGAAAUUUUUUUAAAAUUUAAGUUUCGUGCAAAUACGUGAAAUAAAGUCGGGUUGGUUGAAAAAAGCGCCGCCAAAAGAUCGCUGGAGAAUUUUUUCAAUCAAGCCAAAUGGGUGCGAAGCUGACGACGUAAAAAUUUUUGUGUGUACCAACGAAAGAGCGGAGAAAACGGACGAGGCGAGAGCGCAAAGCGGAAAGACCGAGGAAACACUCGCGCAACAAGAAGAAGAGACAGCAGCAGCACCAACUACGAGAGUUUUCUCUCCGUGAGUCUGUGUGUGUGCGCGUGUGCGCGCGCUUGGGUUGGGAAAAAUGAUGGAAAAUUACGAGGAAAUUCGCCUGGGCCAUAUUAGGUCUAAGGAUCUGGGCAACCAGGUUUCAGACACUCCGCAAUUCUAUCCGCCAGCUAAGUUUGAUUUUGGCGCCGAAAUUCUGGCCUCAACGUCAACAGAGGCAGAGGCCGAAGCAACAACAACAACCAUAGAAACAGCAACAAGCGAACUUGCUGGCAAAGCAAAUGGUGAAAUCAAAACAAAAACAUUGGCUGCCAUGGAAGAACAAGAGAUUGGCGCCAAUUUGGAGCAUAAAACCAAAAAUCCCACAAAGUCAAUGGGCGAGGAUGAAGAUGAUGACGAGGAUGAUGAAGAGGACGACGAGGAGGAGGAGGACGAUGAGGAGGAAGUCACCGGAACAAGCAACGAGGACGAGGACUCUAGCUCCGACUGCUCCUCAUCAGUGGGGCCUGACUGGAAGCUGCGCUGGCUGCAACGAGAAUUUUACACAGGUCGUGUGCCGCGCCAGGUUAUUGCCAGCAUCAUGCCGCAUUUCGCGUCUGGUCUUGCGGCCGACACCGAUGACUCCGUGCUGUGGGACUAUUUAGCCCACCUGUUGAACGAGCCCAAGCGACGCAACAAGUUGGCCUCCGUGAACACCUUCGACGAUGUCAUCAGUUUGGUCAAGAAAUCACAGAAGAUCAUUGUGCUAACGGGAGCCGGGGUAUCCGUCUCCUGCGGCAUUCCGGACUUCCGCUCCACCAAUGGCAUAUAUGCGCGGUUGGCCCAUGAUUUUCCCGAUCUGCCCGAUCCGCAGGCCAUGUUUGAUAUCAACUACUUUAAGAGGGAUCCACGACCGUUCUACAAAUUUGCCCGCGAGAUAUAUCCCGGCGAGUUUCAGCCCUCGCCCUGCCAUCGGUUCAUCAAGAUGCUGGAGACCAAGGGCAAACUGUUGCGCAACUACACCCAGAACAUCGACACCCUGGAGCGGGUGGCUGGCAUUCAACGAGUAAUCGAGUGCCACGGCUCCUUUUCAACGGCGUCGUGCACCAAGUGCCGUUUUAAGUGCAACGCUGACGCCCUGCGGGCCGACAUAUUUGCCCAACGAAUUCCGGUGUGCCCGCAGUGCCAGCCCAAUAAGGAGCAGAGCGUGGACGCCUCGGUGGCCGUAACCGAGGAGGAGCUGCGCCAGCUGGUCGAGAACGGCAUUAUGAAGCCGGAUAUCGUCUUCUUCGGCGAGGGACUGCCGGACGAAUACCACACGGUCAUGGCCACCGACAAGGACGUCUGCGAUCUGCUGAUCGUAAUCGGUUCCUCGCUGAAGGUCCGACCUGUGGCCCACAUUCCCAGCAGCAUACCGGCCACGGUGCCGCAGAUCCUUAUCAAUCGCGAGCAGUUGCAUCAUCUUAAGUUCGACGUGGAGCUGCUGGGCGACUCCGAUGUGAUUAUCAACCAGAUUUGCCACAGGUUGUCGGACAAUGAUGAUUGCUGGCAGCAGCUGUGCUGCGAUGAGUCAGUGCUUACCGAAAGCAAGGAGCUGAUGCCUCCGGAGCACUCUAAUCACCACCACCAUCAUCAAGCCAGUCAUCAUCUACAUCACCACCGCCACUGCAGUUCAGAGAGCGAGCGGCAAUCGCAGCUGGACACGGAUACGCAAUCUAUCAAGUCAAAUAGUUCGGCGGACUACAUUCUGGGCUCAGCUGGCACCUGCUCGGAUAGUGGGUUUGAGUCAUCCACUUUUAGCUCUGGAAAGCGUUCCAAUGCCGCCGAAGCGGCAGCCAUUGAACGCAUUAAAACAGACAUACUGGUGGAACUGAAUGAGACCACCGCCCUAAGUUGCGAUCGUCUGGGCAUCGGAGCCCCUCAGACACCGGUUGAGAGUUAUCGCCAUCUUUCCAUUGAUUCCUCUAAGGAUAGCGGCAUCGAGCAGUGCGACAACGAAGCCACGCCUAGCUACGUGCGACCCAGCAAUCUGGUUCAGGAGACCAAGACAGUGGCGCCCAGCCUGACGCCCAUUCCGCAACAGAGGGGAAAGCGACAGACAGCAGCCGAGCGUCUGCAGCCUGGAACAUUCUAUUCCCACACCAACAACUAUUCGUAUGUGUUUCCAGGAGCUCAGGUUUUCUGGAACAACGAUUACAGCGAUGAUGAUGACGAAGAAGAGGAAAGGGCACACAAUAGACACAGUGAUCUCUUUGGCAAUGUGGCGCCCGGCUAUAAGGAUGAAGAUGAGGAUGCCUGUGAUCUGAACGCCGUUCCAUUGUCACCAUUGCUCCCGCCUUCACUGGAGGCUCACAUAGUCACUGAUAUAGUGAAUGGAUCCAACGAACUGGUGCCCAACAGCAGUCCCGGCCAGAAAAGACCCGCCCGCAUUAUAGAGCAGCAGCCAACGGUCAACCCAUCGCCCGCUGUUGAGACGGAAAUUCCCCCCCUGAAGAAGCGGCGACCAAGCCAAGAAAAUAAGCAGCAGACCCAAAUGGAAAGAUCUGAGGAGAGUCCGCCUCCAGGACAGUUAGCAGCAGUGUAAACGUAAACUUAGCCCUGCUAGUAGUUUAGUAUUUAUUUUAAAUGCAAUUUAAACCAACUUGUAAACACAACAGAAUCAAUGUCCAGAGUAGCUCCGAAAUCGAAGCAGAGGGCCAUGUUACCAAUUUCAUUCCCCGGAAAUGUAGUGGAAUCGGAAAUGAUACAACGUUUACUUGUUAUUUAUUUAAAAUAUGAAAACACUUCUAUUCCGGUAUCACGAAGUUUUCAAGAAAUGAAACUGGAACUAGAACCACUAUUUUACUCAAUUCGAGGCUUUAGAGAUCUGACCUUCGUUGCUUUACAAUCCACCCCCUAUGCCCAAUCCCGUUUUGAUAUUUUAAACUCUUAGUUUAUUUAUUAUCUCUUUUCAAAACAAAAUGCUGUAAAUGUUAGUAUUUUAUUAUAUUAAGUUGUUAUUGAGGCCUUUUUAGAUAAACUAAAAGAGAUAAGCGGAAAGUUGAAAAUCCUUUAGAAAGCAGGGUUUCUUUGUAUUCAAAGAGAAACAGCGCCUCAACUUUAAAUCUAGUUCUAAGCGUAAUAUAUUCAAAAUUAUGCAGCUGCAAACGGAAAAAUACGUUAGUUUAAAUUAAAAACUAGACACAAACACUCUGUAUAUAAGCACUCGCCCUUAAUUUGUACUGUAAAUGAUUAUUUUUCUACUUUUUUGUGUUAUCCUCUUUUCUAUUUCUAUCGGUUAUGGCAAAUAUUUUUUAACAUUAAUACACUCGCACCCACAUCAAAAUUGAUAAGCGCAUGGAUUUACAGAUAUAAAUACAAGUUUGAAAUUUGGUGUGCGUGUUUGAAAUGUUUAUUCAAAACCUAGCAUAAAUAUAUAGCCACCAAACGCAGUGUAAACAUAGCAGUAAGAAUUUAGUCUAUAUGUCUUAAAAGUGUAUUAAUAUCCAGAAUAUAAACCAAUCUAAAAAAAACA